AUGGCUGAUAAACUGACGGAAAAACUGGUCGAUAUGACCAAGAAGCCUUUUGCAAAGCAUCACGGCCAUGGAUCCAAGAAAAAUACGGCAGCUACACGCUCGUCGGUGGCGGUGCGCCAUGACGGGGGUGAAGAUGAGGAUGCCAAUCCCGUGGCUUUCCCCGCGGGCGAUACCGAUGAUGCGGAUCCUAAAAGCAAGGUACCGGAGAAGGAAACGAAGAGCAGCUCGUCGAAGGACAGUGCGCUGAAGGUUAAUUCUCUGAAGGACAACUCUUUGAAAACGGACUCUGUGGAUAAUUCUAAACCAAGAAGGAAGUCGUUUUUAGAAAACGACAAGAUUGAGAAUUUCACGCCAGCGACCAGGAAGAAAAGAGUGAGUUCCCUGUCGCUGAGUGAUCAAUGGAUCAAUGGGACGGCGCCAAUGACGCCCUUGGAUGCAAACGCCGAACGCAACGGCUCGAUUUCUUCGAGUUCUACUAAAUUCUCCAGUAGGAAAAACUCGGUUCUAGUGAGGGAACGCAAGAAAACAAUCGAGCAUGAGCGGGUUGCCUCGUAUGCUUUUGCAUUUGAUAUCGAUGGGGUUUUAAUUAGAGGACCAGAAACGAUUCCACAAGCCCCAAAAGCUCUUAGAAUGUUAAACGGUGAGAACAAGUAUAAUAUUAAGGUGCCCUACAUUUUUAUCACGAAUGGUGGCGGUAGAUCCGAGAAGGCACGUUGCAAAGAUUUAUCCAAAAGACUCAAAAUCACGGUUACCGAAGAUCAAGUUAUCCAGGGGCAUACGCCUAUGAAGGAUUUGGUACCAGUUUACAAGAAUGUUUUGGUCGUGGGUGGUGUUUUGGAUUCAUGCAGAAAAGUUGCAGAAGACUAUGGUUUCAAGAAUGUUUACAUCCCGCUAGAUAUUAUGAAAUGGAAUCCUAGUGUUACGCCGUAUUAUCAGUUAAAUGAUGAAGAAAAGGCAAUUGCCAAGGAUGUUGAUUUUUCUAAAGUGAAUAUCGAUGCAAUUUUGGUGUUUGCAGAUUCAAGAAACUGGGCGGCUGAUCAACAAAUCAUUCUUGAACUUUUGUUGAGUGAAAAUGGUAUAAUGGGAACUAUUUGUCCAACCGCUGAUAGUGGGCCAGGUUUAUAUUUUGCUCAUUCCGAUUUUGUUUGGGCAACGGAUUAUGGUUUAAACCGCUACGGUAUGGGUGCUUUACAGGUUUCUAUCGCUGCAUUAUAUCAAGAACAUACAGGUAAAGAAUUAGAAGUCACAAGGUUUGGCAAACCUCAAAGGGGGACUUUUCGUUUUGCCGAAAAAGUUCUAUCAAAUUGGAGAAGAGAAACUUUAUCCGAGCAUGUUGAACAAUUAAAACUAGAAAGAACUGACAGUAGCAAUACCUCUCAUGAUCAUGAUGAAUCACUUUUCACAGAAUCAGAAACUGAUGCAUUCGAUGAUGAAGAUGAUGAUGAUGACGACGUUAAUGAUGACAACGAUAGCACAACUCAAAUAAAUGAUCCAUUUAGUGAAAAGGGAUUGGAUUUGAGUAAAGGUUCAAAGAUAAUUUUAGAGCUACCACCUGCUUCGACCGUAUAUUUUGUUGGUGAUACUCCAGAAUCCGAUAUCAGAUUCGCAAAUUCUCAUGAUUCUUCAUGGUAUUCCAUUCUUGUCAAAACUGGUGUUUAUCAGGACGGUGCCACACCAAGAUAUACUCCAAAAAAGAUCUGUGAAAAUGUUUUAGAGGCUGUUGAAUUUGCUAUUGAAAGGGAACAUAAAAAGGAAUUGGAAGAAUGGAAUAAAUCAGCUACAGUUGACACACCAGUUGUUGAAGAACGUAGGGAAGUUACCAGGGUAUAA
Messenger RNA from Zygotorulaspora mrakii, 1830 nucleotides. RefSeq lists its product as uncharacterized. Bases 1 to 1830 code for a protein of 609 amino acids. The record is from RefSeq and is a predicted model, not a curated record. Lineage: Eukaryota; Fungi; Ascomycota; Saccharomycetes; Saccharomycetales; Saccharomycetaceae. Gene Ontology annotation, cellular component: mitochondrion. Gene Ontology annotation, biological process: glycerophospholipid biosynthetic process. The transcript has a single exon.